CUACUUCUCCUCUCCACCACCAGCUUCUUUAACAAGAAAUAACAACAAUUACAACCGCCAGCCACCGUUGAAAAACACUCAAAAUGCCGAGUACCGACGGACUACAGCCCCCGCUCCAGCCAGCCGAGCGUGAAAUCGUCAAGUCCUAUGGCGGCUGGUCAAGCUUCAUGCACGCCUAUGGCCUCAAGCCCCACGAUCUGGAUGACAUUGACACGGCGCACAACAUUGUGAAGCAAAUGGCCGCCAGGUAGUCGCGGAGGACGGCAUGAAAGGCUCGGAUACGCGCGCCAGUGUAGUGUACGUACAUCUCGCGAUACAAACUAAGUCUAUUCACACUUGUGAUUCAAGAUCCUAGCUCGUUCUAAAAUCAUUCGAGAAUUCAAUUGCCACCGCGAAAAAUGUCUGU
Molecule: messenger RNA, 406 nt
Organism: Emericellopsis atlantica
Lineage: Eukaryota; Fungi; Ascomycota; Sordariomycetes; Hypocreales; Bionectriaceae
Exons: 2
Coding region: 84-251 (55 amino acids)
Source: RefSeq, a predicted model, not a curated record